Messenger RNA from Bursaphelenchus okinawaensis, 2086 nucleotides. NCBI's taxonomy places the organism in Eukaryota, Metazoa, Nematoda, Chromadorea, Rhabditida, Aphelenchoididae. The record is from the annotation of a GenBank genome assembly.
AUGAAAGCGAAACGAGUAAAGAAAGGUCACAGAAAGGUGUAUCGGGCCAAAGUAGUUAUGGUUGGAGAUUCUGGAGUUGGGAAGACGAGUAUUCUGUUGAGAUACGAUGGCCAAGGGUUCACAAGUUGUUUGAGUCAGACUUUAGGAGCAUCGUUUAUAUCUUCGAAAAUGUAAGUUGGCAUAAGUUUAUAAAGUAGUUUUUAGGUUUACAAUUAGCACUAGUAGAUACUAAUAUUGUACUUUAUAGACGUUGUAACGACAGCGAUGUAGAGCUGAACAUCUGGGACACUGCGGGACAAGAGAGAUUCAGAUCAAUGGUAUGUUAGUCAUUGAAAUAUUUCAAUAUUUAGACUCCACUUUACCUCAGGAACACAACAGCAGCAAUACUGGUGUACGACAUUACAAGAUAUGAAACUUUCAGGAAUCUGGCUUCUUGGGACCGAGGUAUGUUUUUGUUAUAUUAUUAUAGGCAUAGAAAUCGAAUGUUUUAAAAGUAUUGCCGCUUUGUUUUGUGUAAACAUAUAAAUGUGAUAAAAUAAGGAUUUAUUUUAAUUUUUCAUAUUUAGAGUUGGAACUUCACGCCCCCACAGAAGUAAAACGUUUUUUAAUGGCCAACAAGUCUGAUCUGGACGAAUGUCGUGUGAUUUCGAGUGAAGAAGGUCGAGAGUUUGCUGAGAAGAUCAACGCUACAUAUCUGGAGACAUCGGCGAUGAACGGCAGAGGAAUUGAGUCUGGGAUGAGAGGCAUUGCUGAAAUGUUGUUGAAGGAAUGCGAAGAGAACGGUGAAGAAAAGGCGUCAGAAGUGGCCAGCCAAGACGACAGUGAACAGAGGGAUCGACGGCGUUUUUGUUGUAGUAUCAUGUAGGACUAUGUUGUUUAUUUAUCAUUCUAAAGUCUCAAUCUCGAGCUUUGCAAAGCUUUAAACCAUCUUUAUUAACAGGUCUACCGAAUAUAUCGGCUUCACAUUAUAAUAAGCACGCCUUAAUGAUAAUACUAUCAAUGAGAUAUUGGCUGAACGAGUAUUGUUCUAAAUGUUCAGAGUCUAUAAUGUUACUUUACUUUUAUUUUUAAUGGCUUCAUACCUCUAUUAUAAUGUCACGAUAGAGCGGUGCGGGUGUCAGAACUCACUUUUUGAAUAAAUAUGACAAUAAAAGUUAGAGUUUCUUACCUUAACAUAGACGUAUAAGACGUUCUUUAUCUCAAAUCUUGUUCUUAGAUCAAGCCAAUUUAAUCAGACUAAUAUACCUUUAUGUUAUUGAAUUUAGAAUGACCUCCAGACUACGUCCAAUCAUCGGACCCUCGAUUCUGAAUUCAGAUCUGUCAAUUUUGUACGAGGAAUGCAAGAAUCUGCUGGCUUCUGGAGCCGACCAGAUUCAUUUGGACGUAAUGGAUGGUCAUUUUGUACCCAAUUUGACAUUUGGUCAUCCCGUUGUUGAUUGUCUUCGCAAAAAACUAGGACCAGAACCUGUAAGAAUAAUAUUAUUUAUCAUAACUUCAAUAUGAAAUUAAUGUUUAUAUUGAUUAUUUACUAUUUUAUGAAUGCAACGCACAAAUUUUAGUACUUUGACAUGCACUUAAUGGUAUCAAACCCUGCCCAAUGGCUGGUUCCAAUGAAGGAAGCUGGUGCCAACCAGUACACUUUUCAUUACGAAGCUUUGAGCGACGACCAAGCUGUUUACAAUCUUAUCAAAGAGAUCAAGGCUCUUGGCCUUGAUGCCAGCAUGGCUAUUAAACCCAAGACUGACGUAAGAUACAGUAAUCUGAUGCAUUUCAUCUUUAGGUAGUCAAAAUGUGGCCAUUUGCCAAAGACCUUCACAACGUUCUCGUGAUGACGGUGGAGCCAGGCUUCGGAGGUCAGAAGUUCAUGUCAGAUCAGUUGGAGAAGGUCAAGAAGUUGAGGACGGAGUUCCCCGACCUUAUCAUUCAAGUUGAUGGCGGAGUGAGUUUGGAUAAUGUGUCAAGUUGUGCUCUGGCUGGUGCCAACUCAAUCGUGUCUGGUACUGGGAUCAUCAGACAGCCGGACCGAGCUGUAGCCAUCUCUCAGAUGAAACAGAAAGUGGUCAAAGGCCUCGAGGCAUUUAAUUAG